Molecule: messenger RNA, 846 nt
Organism: Colletotrichum orchidophilum
Lineage: Eukaryota; Fungi; Ascomycota; Sordariomycetes; Glomerellales; Glomerellaceae
Product: enoyl-CoA hydratase
Exons: 1
Coding region: 1-846 (281 amino acids)
Source: RefSeq, a predicted model, not a curated record
AUGGCAGACGACGAACCACAAGCAGUGCAGGUGACCAGAUCCCCCGAUGGCAUCACCACCAUAACCAUCAAUCGAGAGCACCGGCGGAACGCAAUCGAUGGGCCAGCGGCACGCAAACUUACAGAGGCCUUCCUAGCAUUUGAAGACGACUCUUCCCAGAAAGUUUGCGUCUUUUAUGGGGCAAAUGGCACCUUCUGCGCCGGCUUCGACCUUCACGAGGUCGCAAAGUAUGGACAUGAAUCUGGCAAAGACAACUACAAGGGCCCCAUCAUCGACAACAGCCACCGUGUUCAAGGCCGCAAUAUCGGCCCCAUCGGACCAUCACGAAUGCAAAUCAAGAAGCCAGUCAUUUGCGCUGUAUCAGGUUUCGCCGUCGCCGGUGGCCUAGAGCUGUCUCUGCUGGGCGACAUCCGUGUUGCGGAAGAAGACGCCGUCUUUGGCGUCUUUUGCCGACGGUUCGGCGUCCCCCUCAUCGACGGCGGCACUGUUCGCCUGCAAGCCAUCGUGGGCCUCGGCCGCGCCCUCGACAUGAUCCUCACCGGCCGCGGAAUAUCUGCGCAGGAAGCCCUGCAGAUGGGUCUGGCUAACCGAAUCGUACCCAAGGGCCGGGCUCUGGCGGAAGCGACGAGCAUUGCGCGGCAGCUGCUGGCGUUCCCACAGGCCUGCAUGAACACCGACAGGACGAGCUGUUAUUACUCCGCUUAUAACGCCAGCUCGUUUGAAGACGCUCUCAGCAACGAGUUUGACCAGGGCAUCAGGGUGAUCAGCACGGAGAGUGUCCAGGGUGCAGCGGAAUUUGCCAAGGGAGCGGGACGGCAUGGCCACUUUGAGAAGGCCCAGAUUUGA